This is a messenger RNA of Penicillium angulare, 327 nucleotides long. RefSeq lists its product as uncharacterized. The record is from RefSeq and is a predicted model, not a curated record. Bases 1 to 327 code for a protein of 108 amino acids. The transcript is spliced from 2 exons. NCBI's taxonomy places the organism in Eukaryota, Fungi, Ascomycota, Eurotiomycetes, Eurotiales, Aspergillaceae.
AUGGCCAGCGCAUCUUGCCCGUUGCCUUGGGAGGCACCCCCGGCAAUUGGAAAUUGCCUCGCCGACCCCCAUAAAGGUGUCUCUGGGGGACCCCGCCUCCCUGCUCGAGGGCGCUCAAGAACUGAAUCAAACCUUCGCAUUGGGUACAUGCAUCAUCGUAAUAAGGAUGAGCCUGAUCAAACCGAGGAACCUACACAACUUCAAACCCUUGGAAACACCGUUUUUAACACCGUUUUUAACACCGUUUUUAACACCGUUGGGGAAACGCCGAUCAAUAAAAGAGAAGUGAAACAGCAGGAGAGAACCCAGAGAGAAUUGCUGGCUUGA